This is a messenger RNA of Spea bombifrons (plains spadefoot toad), 1073 nucleotides long. Its product is annotated as sulfotransferase 1C1-like. The record is from RefSeq and is a predicted model, not a curated record. NCBI's taxonomy places the organism in Eukaryota, Metazoa, Chordata, Amphibia, Anura, Pelobatidae. The transcript is spliced from 7 exons. Gene Ontology annotation, biological process: sulfation. Gene Ontology annotation, molecular function: sulfotransferase activity. Gene Ontology annotation, cellular component: cytoplasm. Bases 2 to 916 code for a protein of 304 amino acids.
AAUGGAUCCGGAGUCGCUGGAAUCGCUGGCCAAUCACAUGGAGAAGAUCCAGUUCGCUAUGGGUCAGGUUAAAGGCGUUCCCCUCCCGCAGGACACGUGUGACGUCUGGGACACCAUAUACGGCUUCCAGGCCCGGGAGGACGACAUUCUGGUGGCCACCUACCCCAAAGCGGGGACCACGUGGACGCAGGAGAUCGUGGACCUGAUACUCCAAGAGGGGGAUGCGGAGAAAGCUUCUCGGGCCCCCUGCUUUGUCAAAGUGCCGUUUAUCGACCUGAUUCUACCAAAGCCCAUGAAGUCAGGCCUAGAGCUUGCAGAAGAGCUAAAAUCCCCGCGUUUACUGAAAACGCACCUUCCGAUAGAGCUGCUGCCGCCUUCAUUCUGGGAGAAGAAUGUAAAGGUUGUAUACGUUGCAAGGAAUGCCAAGGACUGCAUGGUCUCCUACUUCCACUUCCAGAGGAUGAAUCAAGGUCUACCGGACCCCGGGAGCUGGAAUGAUUAUUUCUCAACAUUUCUUGCUGGACAAGUGCCGUGGGGGAGCUGGUUCGACCACGUCAUCGGCUGGUGGAAAGCGAGAGACAAACAUCAGAUACUGUUCAUGUUCUACGAGGACAUGAUCGAGGACCCCAUGCGCGAGAUUCGGAAGCUGGUGAAGUUUCUCGGCAGAGACCUCUCAGAAGAGGCUCUAGAGAAGGUAAAACAUCACAGCUCCUUCCAGGAGAUGAAGGCGAACCCGAUGACCAAUUUCAGCACGCUCCCUUCGGUUGUGUUUGACCAAUCCGUCUCGCCCUUUUUGAGGAAAGGCACGGUGGGCGAUUGGAAGAAUCACUUCUCGGUGGCCCAGAACAUCUUAUUUGACGAGGAAUACAAGAAGAGGAUGGAGGGCGUGGAUCUAACUUUCCGCACCGAGCUCUGAGAAGCCCGAUCAACCGGUCUAGAUUUUGUUGUUUAUUAAAAUACAAUCGCUUUUUUUUUUUUUUAUCCAUUUUUUUAUACAAAUGAGUUGAAUUUGAGAACUUUAAACUCCCCGUUGUUACAUUAUAUUUCCAAUAAACUUUAACUGGUUCUUAAAA